Molecule: messenger RNA, 4254 nt
Organism: Rattus norvegicus (Norway rat)
Lineage: Eukaryota; Metazoa; Chordata; Mammalia; Rodentia; Muridae
Source: RefSeq, a predicted model, not a curated record
CUCAGGCGCCGGGCGAGUAGCGCGGCUCCGUCAGAGUCAGGGCCGGCAGAGAGCUUGAGACGGGAGCGGCCCGGCUCCCUCGGCGGCUCUGUCUCGGCCGCCCGCCCGCGCGGCGAGGGCCUCCGGAAGAGGCGGCCGCCUGCUCAGUGCUCUUGCCUUCUUUUCUUCCCCUACAAGACAGACGUGCUGCAUUUACUUUCUACUCCUUUCCUCCUUGAUGUCCUUUGUUGAAAUUGUUUUUUCCGUGGUUUGGCUUGGAUAUUGGAGGAACCCUGGUCAAGCUGGUUUAUUUUGAACCUAAAGACAUCACUGCUGAAGAAGAAAAGGAGGAAGUGGAGAGUCUGAAAAGCAUUCGGAAGUACCUGACCUCCAAUGUGGCUUAUGGGUCGACAGGAAUUCGGGACGUGCACCUUGAGCUGAAGGACCUGACUCUGUGUGGACGCAAAGUCUUGGAGGAGGAACUUUCUUUGGUCUCUGCUGUCUUCUUACCGGCUGUAGUACUUUUGAAGAAGCUCUUGAGAUGGCGUCUCGUGGAGAUAGCACCAAAGUGGACAAAUUAGUUCGAGACAUUUAUGGAGGAGACUAUGAGAGAUUUGGAUUGCCAGGCUGGGCUGUGGCUUCAAGUUUUGGAAACAUGAUGAGCAAGGAGAAGAGAGAGGCUGCUAGCAAGGAAGACCUUGCCAGAGCAACUUUGAUCACCAUCACCAACAACAUUGGCUCCAUAGCAAGAAUGUGUGCUCUUAAUGAAAACAUUAACCAGGUUGUAUUUGUCGGCAAUUUCCUGAGAGUCAACACAAUCGCCAUGCGGCUUCUGGCGUAUGCUCUGGAUUACUGGUCCAAGGGGCAGCUCAAAGCACUGUUUUCAGAGCACGAGGGUUAUUUUGGAGCUGUUGGCGCACUCCUUGAGCUGUUGAAGAUACCCUGACUUACCCAGAGGACUUCCUGACAUCUGUGGAUAUAUAUAUAUUUUUUAAGAGACUCAAGUUUUAUGAUCGUGUACUAUUCAAAUCAGAGCAAGAAACAAAUGUAUUUUUCUAAGACAUCAAGAUAAAUUCUUAAAGUUUUGUCUAACUUAGCAUUCAGUAAGGAUAUCAUCCCCCCCCCACACACACACACAAUUCACACCCCCACCCCCACCUCAUCUAGGCAGUGUGGAGAUUUGCUGUUUAUAAGGUGUUCUUCAGGGUAGCAUAAAUCCCUGAGGUACUUUGGAAUCCCAGCAUCACCCACUGGAUAUGCGUGGAGCUGUGUGGACCCCCACCAGCAGCUGACUGCUUGUGCUGUUGAAGUGUGUGAGAGUCUAUCAGUCUCAUCAGUAUGCCUUUGGAGGUUGCCUUCCUUUUCGGGUUGGGCCAUGUUUACCUGUGUUCACACACUUGAAUUGAAAUUGGUUAUUUCAAGCUUCUGCAAACUUGGUGGAUUUGUUCUGCAUCUGAUGUUAAGAGCUGGCCUGCAUUGUAGCUGAAGGCAAGGUUGUGCCUGUCCACAGACGCAUGGGGCAGGACCGGAAACCUCAGUCUCUGGCUGGAGAUGCCUCUGCCAUUCAUUCAGCUGUGGAUUCUGGUACCAGGUUUGGGGCAAUGGAAGGUUCUUGUUGGUUUGGACCAUGGGAACUCAGGGUCGCAUUUGGCUGGCUAGUCUGCUUGAUGCUUCCCAGUUCCCACAGGGAUGCCGUUACCUUUUAUUACAGGCUUUGGCCCACUAGGACUAAGGGUCCUAUUAGGCUAGGGUCUGACACAGCACAUCACACAGGAUGUUGCAGGGAUGGUUAGUCCUUCCCCCUCCCCUUCUCCCUGCUUUGCCUCCUGAGAGCCUCAAAAUUGUAUCUUUACCUGCCACUUACACCAGAAAGUUUCUCCAUCCGUGGCAGGGCUGUGCUCCUCCUGACCAUCUCUGUGAACUUAUCUCUGGUCUGGAGACUGGCUUGCUAAGCCCCUGAGGUGUUGUGUACACCUUGGCUAUUUCACAGUUGUGACCAGUGCUUUGUAUGUGUGGUUCUGUCUUCCUCCAUUGUUAAAGCUCCCACAGUGUUAAAAGAGCGAGCCUCAGGAUCACAGUGGGUGUAUGGGACUGUUCUGCACCUACCCCAUCACUUUCUUCUUUCAGCCCAGUGUCAUUCUGGGGAUGGGUUCUUUUUUUUAAAGAGUAUCUCUGGUGGUGAAGGCUAAUCUCAAACUUGACAAUAACACUGUACAGCCGAGGCUGGCCUUUCAACUGCUGAUCCAGUUGCCUUCACCUUUGGAGUGCUGGGAUUGGAUGAUAGGUGUGCCCUCCCUACAUACAAAGGGUUGUUCAGGGCUUCAUUUUAUACCUAGGUCUCACCUGCUUUUCCUGCUUCCUUGGCUGCAGUCUCACUCAGACUUCCACUCCAAGCUCAACUGAGUCUCUCCAAGCUGUCCUCAUGUUGGUUCCAGCACUAUUUGCAGAAAAAUAGACAUUGCACCUCACAGCCACUUCUGAACUGGGAGCCGCUUCCAGUGGUUGUUGGAACCAUCUUGUCUUUUCUCAGCUGUCCAAUCCACUUCACUACCCCCACUCAGGAAGGUUUGUGGCUCUGGAGCACAGAGUAGCUUGAGGGUAUCUAGUUUGGUUUGAGAAUGCCUGGUUUUGAGAAGCCCCAAAGCAUGGAGUUAUUUGGGUAAGAGACAAAGCAGAAGAUGUAUUUGUGGGAGGAGUUAGUGGACCCCAGAGCAUAAGGAAACAGAUGGGAAGUUAAGGAGCAUGUUGCAAGGAAAACCACCUGGGGUACAGGGGUCUGGGGGUCCCAGAGCAAAGUGUUAGAAAUGGGUUACAAGGUUGCCCAGAGGUAGCUCCAGGGUUAUGUGUGCCUUGGUGGAACCAUGGGCUGAAGCUGAGUAGCUCAGAGCUGCUCACCGCCUGGAGGUAGGGCAGAUUCGGGGGUGGGGUGGGGUGGGGGUGCAGACUGUCAAACGGCAAAGCUGUAUACAUAAGUCAUCCCAAAUGCUGUGGUCACAGAUGGAAUACAUGCUGUGGUCACAGAUGGAAUACAUGCUGUGGUCACAGAUGGAAUACAUGCUGUGGUCACAGAUGGAAUACAUGCUGUGGUCACAGAUGGAAUACAUGCUGUGGUCACAGAUGGAAUACAUGCUGUGGUCACAGAUGGAAUACAUGCUGUGGUCACAGAUGGAAUACAUGCUGUGGUCACAGAUGGAAUACAUGCUGUGGUCACAGAUGGAAUACAUGCUGUGGUCACAGAUGGAAUACAUGCUGUGGUCACAGAUGGAAUACAUGCUGUGGUCACAGAUGGAAUACAUGCUGUGGUCACAGAUGGAAUACAUGCUGUGGUCACAGAUGGAAUACAUGCUGUGGUCACAGAUGGAAUACAUGCUGUGGUCACAGAUGGAAUACAUGCUGUGGUCACAGAUGGAAUACAUGCUGUGGUCACAGAUGGAAUACAUGCUGUGGUCACAGAUGGAAUACAUGCUGUGGUCUGGCAGCUUCCUGUCUCAGAGGCGCGGUGCCUUCCCCCACACUGUGGGAGGACAUAUCAGGCACACUAGUACACAAGUUGACAGGUACAUAAUACAAAGUAUUUCAAAAUCUGCUCUUUAUUUACACGUUUGGGUCGAUUACAUGCAUGUUUUACUUUUAAACAAGUGAUUAGCAAAAAAUGCAUUAAAGUUUUAAAAUAGCAAUUAAAUAUACAAAAAUAUAGCUUACAAAAACCAAUGUUUAAAAAUAUUCUGCUGCAGAAUUCUUAGUGUACAAACACGUCUAUGAAACCUGGGGCUCAGCAUUUCAUAAACCUUUGUUGAGGGAGUUAUAUCUAGUAAACAAGCCCCAUAGGGCCAAACUACAAGACUAAGUGCCACUCCUCCACUUUCCUGGACAUGACUUGUCUGCAGACCUAGAGCCUGGCAGGAGAGGCAUGGACGGCGCUGAGGUCUCAACCACAUAAGUCGUGUAACACUGGUGAGAGGUCAUGAGCUGAGUUCCAUGGCAUAUGAAACAGCAGGGGUAGCUUCCCUGACCCUGUCAUCAAAGGAGCUAAGGGCUUGGGAUGCUUGCUGAUCUAACUGGAAUAAUAAAAGCAUCUUGAAACAACUUAGGUUCGAAAGCUGAACCUGUAAGUGACAGGUGUUCAACUUUGUGAACCCAGUCCUGUUAAUCUGAAAAACCUUUACCUGGCAUUUUAGGUCCUCACCUUUGUGCAAGAGUAAGUUAAAUACUUUGACGGUUCCAUUUUAAGCAGUUUUUUUUUAAAAAAAAAAUAAAGAUUUAUUUUUAUGUGUA